CCGUUUAGGGCGCGCGCCCCCUCCGCAUCGGUGAGCGCUGUCGGACGCACGCGGACCCGGGCGCGAGACAGGAGGUCACUUUUGGUGUUUUGUGGACACGCACGCAGAGGAGUGAGAUAGGUCGGGGCCGUGCACGCGCACAGAGUGGAUACAAAGCACUGCGGGGUUUGGGGGGAGAAGCGGCUCGAGCGCAGUCCCGAGGACUUUGGAUAACUUGUACAAGAGAUUAGGACCUGACACCAUGCUGCCUUACUUCCUGCUCUUCUUCCUGUCGCCUGGUCUGGUGUUAUCCUCUGACUGCCCAGCCGACUGUUCCUGCCUCGGCCAGGACUGGAUAUUCUGCAUCCAGCGACGCUCCAGCAUUGUGCCUCGUGUCCCCACCACCACCCAAAAUCUAUACAUCUUCCAGAACGGCAUUGACACUUUGACCCAAGAGGACUUCAACGGCCUUGGGGAGUUGGAGUUGCUAGAUCUGAGCCAGAAUGAGCUGGCAGAGAUUCCAGAUGGUGUGUUUGAGAUGCUGUCAAAGCUGAAGAACUUAGACCUGUCCUCGAACCACAUUGCCCACAUUUCCAAAGACAGUUUUUCUGGGUUGGUCCAGCUGGAGAGGCUAUAUCUCCACGCGAACCGCAUUCAGAGCAUCGAUUCGGAAUCUUUUGCAGGUUUAGAGAUGCUACUGGAACUUAAGCUCCAAGGAAACCAGCUCAGCUCUCUGCCAUCUCUCCAUUUCCAGAGACUUCUGCUUCUAGACCUCAGCUACAACAACAUCCCAACCCUGGGACCCUCAGACCUUCAGACCCCCCACCUGGAGGCCCUUAAGGUGGCCUCGCUGGGGCUUACCACUUUAGAUGAGGGUCUCAUCGCUUCUCUGGGGAACCUCCAUGAGCUUGACAUCUCCACAAACCAGUUAACUGAGGUGCCCCCGGCCCUUAAGCAGGACUCCCUCAAGGGGCUGAUCAAGCUCAGCCUGGCUACCAACCCAUUGGGCGAGCUCAGUGUGGAGGACUUCCAGAAACUGAGUGGGCUUCAAGAACUGGAUCUCAGUGGACUUAAUCUCCAAGGAUUUUCCCAGAGUUUCUUCCAGACCUUCCCAAGGUUGAUGCACCUGACUGCAGCAGAGAACCCAUUUAACUGCUUGUGUCCAUUAGCCUGGUUCCCUUUUUGGCUAAAGGAUAAGGAUGUGAAUCUCGGGAGGCCUGAGGAAACCAGAUGUCACUUCCCUUUAGUUAAUGCUGGGAAGAUGCUUUCAGCGCUGGAGCACAAAGAUUUUGGGUGUCCACCUACCACAACAGUGCUGAUAGGCUCCCCCAUUGGAAGUACUCCAGUUCCCCAGAUGCCCACCACAUCUCCAGAUACCAUCCAUACCAACGCCAUUCCUCCUCCUCCUCCACCCAGUGAGGCAACCAUCUCCUCAAAGACGGACGGCGCCCUUUCACCAGAACCUCCAGUCUCCCCAAGCUCCACCAGCGGGGAGCACAUCUGCCCACCAAACAUCUGCCUCAAUGGGGGCACUUGUAAUUUUGAUCCAUUGGGUCAACUCAGCUGUCUAUGUCCGUUGGGAACUUCUGGCCUCUACUGUGAAAACGUGGAUGAGAUUCCUGAGACACCGAAACCUGCAGUGACAGAAGUUUCGCUCGCUGCGCCUGUGAUGCCGGCUGAGCUCGAUGCUAUUAGCUCCCGGCAGGUCACCUCCACUUCCAUUCUACUUGACCUUCACCGUUUCAUCGAGACGCGGCCACACAUCCGUGGCAUCAGGUUGACCUACCGUAACCUCUCAGGGCCUGACCGCCGCCCCAUUAUCCUGAGUGUACCUGCAACCUACCCUGAGUACACUUUGCGUGGGUUGAGACCCAACUGUACCUACUCAGUGUGUGCCAGUCCCCUGGGUGAAAGAGCCAACUCAAGGACCAACAGCUCUGUAGAAACAGGAUCGUGUACAGAGGCUCGCACCGAAGGGCUUCCACUGUCCUCCUCGGAGUCCAGGGUGGAGACACAGAGUCCGCUGACGUACACUCUCAUACCCGCCAUGGCUGCACUGGCACUGGUGAUGGGGUUGGCCACGGUGGCCGGGGCAAUCAUCUGUGUCCGAAAGAGGAGGCAGUCCAAGGCAGGAAUGGAGCUGCAGCUGGGCCCAGCAGAUCCCAUGGAACUAGAGGGGAUGAAGGCCUGCCUGGAGAUUGGGGGAAAUGGUACACUACCCCACAAACUGCCUGAGAUUGACCGCUGUCACACUCCUCAGCCGCCUCCAUCUUUGCAACAAAGUGGGGGUUUGGACUAUGAAUUACCCUUAAUGCAAGGACACUGCACAUCAAAUAACAAUGUAGCAACCUUAAAGCCAUCUUAUUUCUAAGAUGCAAUAAACUGUAAACACCUGUAAAGACAUUGGAGGCAGUGGGCCCAUUAGGACUUGAGAAAUCCUGCUACGGUGGUCAAAAUCCUAAUUCUCAUUCCAAUAUCAGAUAUCCACAAUUCGAAAUGUGGCACUUACUAUACUUUUGUUGAAAAUGACACUACAGACUGGAUCAUCUAUUUGAGAGACACUGAAUGAUGAAUUUAAGAUGACAGCAUAUUGGAAAUGUGCUGAACCACCAGGAUGGUUUAAUGCCACAGAGCAGAGUCCAUGGGGGUGAGACCUCACCGAGUGAUGGAACCAAGUGCAAUCGACUAGCAGGGUCUUAGUAGCAGACUGAAAACAGAAGUGCCUUGUUGUAAUCCUGUUGCUGGAUUUGGGAGGUACCGUCUGGAGAAAAGGGCCCCAUCAGCGUUUGGGCUACCGAACUGGAGGAAGUGGUUUUAAUGAAAACAGAAAACAGUGGUGCAGAUGUGUGACGACCACACGAUUCGGUAUUAAAAAAAGGUUUUGACCAACUCCUACGAGAACUUGCACUGAAAAUAAAUGAUUAUUUUCCUUUCCGGUGUCCAGAUGGCCACAAAGAAAUGCAAUAACUUUGCAAAUAGGUUGAUGACAGUAAACGCUGUCUGAAAUCUUUAUUUUUCUGUUGACAUUAUUUAAUUCAAGAAACAGUGUCUUUACAGAUCCCCCAUAAUUCCAUCCACACACCCCGAAGCUUGUGUCUGUGUUGGAGAUGAAUCUGCUGUGAAAGAUGAACUGAACCAACCGGCCACAUUGAGAACGGACUCUGCCUGACGGUUCUGUGCCGGGACGGGAACGCUGUUAUACGUAGCUCGUAUCAUGAUAAUGUGUUUUUAUGUAUUUUUGUUGUUGAUGUCCAUUCAGUAUUUUUGCCAUGAUGGCGAGUUGAAGCAAUAUUAAUUAUUCUCUAGUGUAAAAAAAGCCAGCAUGAAGCCCCAAUCACAAAACCGACCGCAGCCAAUCAAAUCAAGCAAGAGGCGGGCUUUCCUUCUUCCUGGUUUGAUGCCAGUAGAUGUGGUCGGAACGGGCAGAAGGAAAUACGGAGAAUAGGUUGAUAUUGACAGUUUUUAAUUACGAUGAGCUUUAUAAUUCAAGCUCAGCUCAUGAUACAUACACUAAGGCGUCGCCCCAUCCCCCCAGCUGUUUUGCCAAGAGGCGUUUUGGAAGUGAUGCCCGUGGACAUGAAGCAUGGAGCUGAAACUUCCCAGUGAGUGCAGAGUUAACACAAGCGUACAUUCUGGAGCUGGAAGAUGAAAUGAGAGCGCAGUCGUCUCCAUCGUGCACAGAAGGGUUGAGCGUGUCCACCGAGUGAAUGUAACCAUCGAGUGUGAGUUUGUUUCCCAAGGACGCCACAGACUGCUCACUCACAGCCACACCUCCCAAACGAGUGUUCAACGGCCCUUUAAACCGUGUUUGCUCCAAUAAAGCAGCAAAAGAAAGCUAGCAAGAGGGAAGUUUGCUGUGUUUCAGGCAGCAGCUUCUGAGCCGACUGCUUCUGCUGCUCUUUAACCAGCCAGGGUGCUCGAGUGUGUUUGGAGACUGUUUGGCCUGUUUACAGCCAACCAGACUGUGAAAUGCACUGAGUUAUUUGUUCUGUGUUCUUGUCUGGGAAUGUCCCACGGGCUAGUGGCACAAUCCACUCUGAUGUGUAGCCCAAGAACACAAACCUAAAGUCCUUCCUCGUUCAGGUCUGCUGGAGUCCACUCACUCCAGCACUGUCAGUAUUCCUCUAUGAACAGACACUCGAUGCUCCAUCCAUCAACUGGAAGAGAAACCUUUCUGUUGUUUUCAUAUUGUUUUGUGUUUGUUUGUUUACGUCAGUUAACAUUUUGUGUGUGUCUGCCGGAAAAAGCAGUGCUGAGAAAGAAAAGAGUAUUAAAAUCUUAAAAUCUGAGUUUGUGUCUUUCAUAACGGGUUCCAUGAGGAUUUGAUGAGUUUGGUGCCAGUUGA
Molecule: messenger RNA, 4324 nt
Organism: Cyclopterus lumpus (lumpfish)
Lineage: Eukaryota; Metazoa; Chordata; Actinopteri; Perciformes; Cyclopteridae
Product: vasorin-like
Exons: 2
Coding region: 242-2350 (702 amino acids)
Molecular function (GO): protein binding
Source: RefSeq, a predicted model, not a curated record